Fragaria vesca subsp. vesca is the source of this 2153-nucleotide messenger RNA. Its product is annotated as trihelix transcription factor GT-2-like. The transcript is spliced from 2 exons. The record is from RefSeq and is a predicted model, not a curated record. The coding region runs from base 124 to 1818 and encodes 564 amino acids. NCBI's taxonomy places the organism in Eukaryota, Viridiplantae, Streptophyta, Magnoliopsida, Rosales, Rosaceae.
CAGUUCUUAAAGUACCCUCUGCAAAAUUUUACCCACUUACCCAAGCAGUAGCAACCACCACCAAAUUCACCUUCUUUCCUUCGGCAAAUCUCUCAGCUGUUACAAACUGUAAAAUCUUACGGGAUGCUGGAAAAUUCAACUUUCCCGGUCAAUCCAAGCUCACCCACAACCGACCGGAGUGCCGAGGAGGUCGCCGGCGAUGGUGGGUCGGUCUCAGUUGGGCUCGAGGAGGAAGAGAGAGCUGGGCUGGAGCAGGGUUACCGGAACUGGGCCGGUAACCGUUGGCCUCGGCCGGAGACGCUGGCUCUGCUGAAGAUAAGGUCAGAUAUGGACGCGGAGUUCAAGGCAGCCAGCCCUAAAUUGCCUCUCUGGGAAGAGGUUUCCAGGAAAAUGGGAGAGGCUGGAUAUAGUAGAGACGCCAAAAAAUGCAAGGAGAAAUUUGAGAACAUAUACAAGUACCACAAAAGGACUAGAGAAUCACGGGGUGCUCGAUCAGCUGGCAAGACAUAUAAGUACUUUGAGCAAUUGGAGGCUAUAGAACAACACCAUUCUGAACAUCCUCCUCCCGCUGAAACAGUUCAAGCUUCUACAGCUGAAACAGCAGCAGCGAGCCCAAAGGAUGGUGUUUCAAAUGCAAUCCCGUGUUCUUCGAUGCAACACCAGCUUUCUAGUUUUGUUGACAACUCGACUCCCACCACAUCGUGUUCAAGUAAAGAGUCUGAAGGCACGCACAAGAAGAAGAGGAGGGUGACUGAGUUCUUUGAGAAGUUGAUGAAGCAAGUGAUCGACAAGCAAGAGAAUUUGCAGACCAAGUUUGUGGAGGUGUUGGACAAGUAUGAACAAGAACGGAUAGCUAGAGAAGAGGCGUGGAAGAUGCAAGAAUUGACUAGAAUUGAGAGAGAAAGAGAGCUCCUAGCUCAAGAGAGGUCUGUUGCAGCUGCAAAAGAUGCUGCUGUUCUUGCAUUUUUGCAAAAGUUUUCAGAACAAGCAGCCUCAGUGAAUUUGCCAAGCCAAUCAUGCUCAGUUCAAAUUCCAAAUCAACCGUCCUCUGUGCAUUUGCCAUUGCAAGCGUGUUCAGUUCAAUUACCAAAUCAAGUAUCCUCGGCGCAACUGCCGGUGCAAGCAUCUGCAGUCCGAGUUCAAAUGCCUGCUAACUCAUCUGUGGCCAAUACAGUUUCUGAAAAGCAGAAAAAGGAUGAAGAUUGGGAGCUUGUGCGUAGGAGUUUGGAAUCGCCAGACAAGAAUAAUGGUAGAAGUCGUACACCUACUAAUUCUACAAGGUGGCCAAGAGAAGAAGUUUCAGAUUUGAUUAGGUUGAGAUCUAAUUAUGAUUUGCAAUAUCAAGAAAAUGGAAGUAAAGGCCAUUUGUGGGAGGAGAUCGCAGCAUCAAUGAAAAAGCUUGGUUAUGACCGGAAUGCCAAAAGGUGCAAGGAGAAGUGGGAGAACAUAAACAAGUACUACAGAAGAUUGAAAGAUAGCAACAAGAAAAGGCCCGAGGAUUCAAAGACAUGUGCUUAUGUUGAGAUGCUUGAUUCUUUGUACAACAAGAAGAAUAGUAAGGGUGAGAAUCAAGCUGAUAAGAAUUAUGAUUUGAGGCCUGAGGAGCUACUGAUGCAUAUGAUGAGUGGGCAAGAAGAGCAGCAGCAGCAGCCAGAAUCAGCGACUCAGAAUGGUGAUAGUCAGAACGUUGAGAAGAUUCAAGGAGAUAAUGGAAGCAUAGAGGGAGUGGGAGAUGUUGCUGGAGAUGGUUAUCGGAUUGUGGCUGCUAAUCCUUCUCCAAUGGAACAAGAUAAUCCUUCAGUGGCAAUUAUGAGUUGAGGUUAAGUGAGUUACUAAAGCUUAAGUUGAUGUGUCUUGUUUUUGAAGUGAGUUGGUUUCCAAUUUCUGGUUACCACAUGGUUGUUGUUCAAAUGUAGUUUUGAGAACUGUUGAGAAGUUUGUUUUGUUUUGUUUUAGUGCAGUGUAAAAUGGGAUCCUAGAAACAAAUACUUUCGUCGUUUGUUGAAGGGCCUUUGUUGAAUAGAAGAUGGUAGUGUAGGGAGAGAAUAAAAGGAGGGAUAUUGUAGUUGGCUGUUAUGUGGCUUUUGGAUGGUUUAACCUGUUUGUAAAAGUAUGAUUCUCAUACAUGAAAUUUAUGGUUCUCUUAUGUUCAU